GGGAACGCAGCCGUCAUCGAGACACAAACUGGCAGAAGGAGAAGAGGAAAAGUAGUCCCGAGUCACGCUGAUUAAUUCGAAGGUGAAGCAUCCCCGUUCCGAAACAAUUCCGUUUUUUGCCCCAAGGGGGAUAUACAGUCUUUAAUGACGCCUGCUCGGAGAUCGAGAGGUUAGCAAGAUGGUCGGGAGACAGACGCACCGAAUGGACAGCGGCAAUUGUUCCGUGACGGUGGUGGACGACAGCCCAGGCUCCAGCCCGAGUUCUAGUCCAGCUGGUAGGGCGCCGCCGCCGCAGCUGGCCGGUGGGGGAGGCGGCAGAGGGCGGCCGGCGGCGGCCAACGCGGCGCGGGAGAGGAGCCGCGUCCAAACUCUGAGGAACGCCUUUUUGGAGCUGCAACGGACGCUGCCGUCGGUGCCGCCUGACACCAAACUGUCCAAACUGGACGUGUUGAUACUGGCCACCACCUACAUCGCCCACUUGACUCGAACUCUGCAAGAGGAAAGCGCCGACGAGGGCGAGAGCACAAAGCAGCACAAGGAGGCGUUAAAAUCGCUCAAAGGGGAAGGAUACUUGCACCCGGUCAAGAAAUGGCCGAUGAGGUCCAGACUGUACGUGGGAGCGAGCGGUCACUUCCUGAACGAUCCUUCAGAAUCUGAGAACCAAGGUCCAUCAUCAUCAUCUUCCUCAUCAUCCAUCUCCAAAUAAAUCAACCAAGUGGUUGCCAUUUGCAUGAGCGGUGCUGAAGGACACGUGUAUUCCACUAUAUCGAUACAGGGAGACGCUGUAAAGUAAUAUAUGAUGUGUUGUGUUUUUCCUCAAGUGUUGUCGUGUCAGUCUUGUUUGCAUUGUGCAGCUACACCCCCCCAGUAUGAUCUUUGGCUAUAAUAAUAAUGAGCCUGUCAUGCUUGGAGUGUGCGCUUUAAGCCUGAGACAUUUGUACUAAAAUGCAUGUGUGAAUAACUUAACAUCUGUCAUGUGAAGAGAUCUGUCGGGGGGUCAACAAUAGGGGGCUGCCAGUCUCACGUUCCCUCCUGGUAUU
Molecule: messenger RNA, 1040 nt
Organism: Syngnathus typhle (broad-nosed pipefish)
Lineage: Eukaryota; Metazoa; Chordata; Actinopteri; Syngnathiformes; Syngnathidae
Product: transcription factor 24-like
Exons: 3
Coding region: 179-706 (175 amino acids)
Biological process (GO): developmental process; regulation of transcription by RNA polymerase II
Molecular function (GO): protein dimerization activity; RNA polymerase II transcription regulatory region sequence-specific DNA binding; DNA-binding transcription factor activity, RNA polymerase II-specific
Source: RefSeq, a predicted model, not a curated record